Messenger RNA from Gadus morhua (Atlantic cod), 1992 nucleotides. RefSeq names its product ferredoxin reductase (gene fdxr). The transcript has 12 exons. NCBI's taxonomy places the organism in Eukaryota, Metazoa, Chordata, Actinopteri, Gadiformes, Gadidae. Gene Ontology annotation, molecular function: oxidoreductase activity. Bases 318 to 1814 code for a protein of 498 amino acids. The record is from RefSeq and is a predicted model, not a curated record.
GAACGUCAUGAAGGCGGAACUAGGACUUCGUUGAUACACGGACGAUCAUCGCCGUAACACCGCCUGUCACAUUUCAAUCGUUGUGUAAACAAAUGAAUCAAUUAAACUAUAUACGAAAAUAGAGUGUGAAAUAGUGCCUUUAUAUUUUACGUUUCCUCUGCGGGAUCAGAGCUGAGAAGAGCCGGGAUCAGAGCUCCCCUCCCAGUGACCCCGGCUGACAGUCGGACAGCAGGGAGCUGAAGCGAUCCCACAGAGAGAGAGAGUGAGGGAGGAGACAACAGCAACGGGAAAAAGUCCAUGCUGUUUCCCUGAAGAAGAUGAGUACCCCUCAGGUCCUGUUGAGCAAGGCAGCAGCUCUGAAUCUACUUUGGACUUCUGGAAGACGGAUCAACCGGUUUAAUGGCCAUGUCAGAGUGAUCACCAGAUCUGCAUCUUCAGCCGCCCACCAGAAGGUUUGUGUUGUUGGAGGUGGUCCUGCAGGCUUUUAUACAGCUCAGCACCUGCUGAAGGCCUGCCAGGAUGUGCAGGUGGACAUUUACGAGCGACUUCCUGUCCCCUUCGGCCUGGUGAGGUUUGGCGUAGCGCCAGACCACCCAGAAGUCAAGAACGUCAUCAGCACGUUCACGCAGACGGCCCAUCAUGCGCGAUGCUGUUACUACGGCAACGUGAACGUGGGGACGGACGUGAGCGUGGAGGAGCUGAGGGAGGCCUACCACGCCGUCGUGCUGAGCUAUGGCGCCGAGGGGAACCGGAGCAUGGGGGUGCCAGGCGAGGACCUGGAGGGCGUCUAUCCUGCCAAGGACUUUGUGGGCUGGUACAACGGGUUGCCUAGCAACAGAGAGUUGAACCCCGGCCUGGACUGUGAGACGGCGGUGAUCCUGGGCCAGGGUAACGUGGCGUUGGACGUGGCCAGAAUACUGCUGUCCCCCAUCGACGAGCUGAAGAAGACGGACAUCACCCAGAGGUCCCUGGACGCCCUGGCCCAGAGCCAGGUCCGCAGGGUGCUAAUUGUGGGCCGGAGGGGACCCCUGCAGAUAGCCGGCACUAUCAAGGAGCUGAGGGAGAUGGUGAACCUGCCAGACACCAAACCUGAGAUGGUCGCCUCAGAGUUUGAGGGCAUGGCCGAGGCUCUUAAAGUGAUCCCGCGGCCGCGGAAGCGUCUGACGGAGCUGAUGCUGAAGACGGCCGUGGACCCCCCAGCGGAGAAGGAGCGACAGAGGCGGCAGGCGGCGUCGCGCUCCUGGGGGCUCCGCUUCCUCCGCAGCCCCCUGGAGGUCCUGGCCGGCCCUGACGGCGCCCGUGUGGCCGGGAUCCGGUUGGCCGUGAACCGCCUGGAGGGUACGGGGGACGGCUCCGUGGCCGUGCCCACGGGCGAGGUGGAGACCAUGGACUGCGGUCUGGUCAUCACCAGCAUCGGCUACAAGAGCCUCCCCAUUGACCCCGCCGUGCCCUUUGACCCCCGCAAGGCCAUCGUCCCAAACAGCCUGGGCCGAGUCCAACAGGCUGCAGGUCUUUAUUGCAGUGGCUGGCUGAAGACUGGCCCCGUCGGGGUCAUCGCCACCACCAUGAACAACAGCUUCGACACAGCACACAGCGUCGUGGAGGACCUCACCUCUGGCUGCCUGGACGCGACCUCUGCCAAGCCUGGAUCCACGGGGAUCGGCCCCCUGCUGGACAAGAGAGGCGUGAAGCCGGUGUCCUUCUCGGACUGGGAGAAGAUCAACCAGGAGGAGAGGAGGAGGGGCGCGGCCCAGGGGAAACCCCGGGAGAAGCUUCUGGACGUAGAGGAGAUGCUGAAGACCGCCCGGACCUAAACCCCAAAGUUACCUUCUAUUUCUGAAGACUCUUUCAAAACAUGAAUAAAGGCUGCUACCUACAUGAAUACAUGUGACUGUGGAGAACCAUCGCAAUGGAGAUUCAACACAGUUUACCACAAGAAUAUGAUGGCAUGAAACCAUGGACUGUGUUGUAAUGCAGACCAAAAUAAGACGG